Molecule: messenger RNA, 1767 nt
Organism: Naegleria lovaniensis
Lineage: Eukaryota; Heterolobosea; Eutetramitea; Acrasida; Naegleriidae
Exons: 2
Coding region: 1-1767 (588 amino acids)
Molecular function (GO): protein binding
Source: RefSeq, a predicted model, not a curated record
AUGUUGAACAACACGGCUGAGACCACAUCCACUGAAAAUGGCGAGCUCAAAAACUAUGGUCGCCAACACUCCUCACCUACCGUCAUCAAAGUCGCUCAGAAAAAAGAAUUUGACACACAAGGCUUUGGCAAGGAAGAUUCUUCCUCUUCCUAUUAUCAAUCCGAUUUAGAUGCCAUCAUUUUUAAAUAUGAUAUUCAUCCCUUCUCUGUGUUUGAUAAGAUCGGAAAUGCCUCCUCCUCUGCUACUUCAUCAUCCUUCCAUUCAUCAUCAUCCACUCCCGUUCUCGCAACGGUUCCUCCCCCGCUCAAAGACUUUACGUCGGACCCUGAGCUCGAUUUGGUUCAUCCAUUUUUUUCAGAAGCCAAAAAAAAAUAUCAUAAAUUGGAUGAGGUCUAUCGGGAACAGUUGGAAUUGUUAACGUCGGGAGGUAAGAAGAGGUCGGAGAAGGAGAAGAUUGUGCAAAAAUCGAUGGAUGCAAAGGUUGAUAAGGAAGGAUGGCUGGUGAAGGAAGGUCGGUUUAGAAAAAAUUGGAAAAAGAGAUGGUUUGUGUUGAGUAGUAAUACGUUGAGUUAUUAUACGGCAAAGAAAAAUAAGUUGAAGGGAAAAAUUGUAUUGGAUGGUACUCAAAUUGUUCGAUUUGCCAAGAAUAGAACAGAUGAGUAUAAGGGAUGUCUCGAAUUGUACACUCCCAAAGAUUCUACUUUCACAUCGGAUGGUAUGAACAAUCGUUUCUUGAUUCAAAUGGAUGAUGCAAGCACAAAUAGUGACACCAAUGAAGAAAAUGAUGACGAUGACGACGAUGAUGACGACGCAGUAGGACGAACCUUGUAUUUUGAUGCCGAAGAUGGAAACGAGGAUGAACGUCGUACUUGGUAUAUUGCCAUCAACAACAAGAUUACCAUGUUGUAUUAUACAAAUUUGUGCUCUGGCUCCAUCAAUGAGCAAGUUAUUGAAUUUUUCAACACGACUCACAAGCAAAAGAAAUUCAUAUGCAAGCUCAAACAAGUGGAAGACUUGAUGGCCAUUAAGGAACCUCUGAAAUAUCACGAAUUUUUGCAAACUCUCAUUCUGAAGAAUAAUCCAAAUGUGUUAAAUCUCUCCAUCCUGUGCGAAGCUUUAGCAAUCAACAAAUCGAUCACAAAGUUGGAUAUUUCUGGAUGUGCUAUUAACAAUUUGGAACCUCUUGCUCAAGUUUUACAGACUAACAAAACUCUCUCGUCCAUUAAUCUUUCACAUAACAAGAUUGAUGACGCUCAAUUAAUUGCUCUCUGUGAAGCUUUACCAUCAAGUGGAAACUUGAGAUUAUUCGAAUUGGACUUGUCCUAUAACUUAAUUAGCAAUGAAGGUUGUACAGUCUAUGUGCAAAAAUUGGCUGAUCUUCAUUCUGUAAUUUACAUUGAAACAUUGCACUUGUGCAAUAACAAGUUGUCUGAUGAUGGAGCUCGAGCUAUAGCACAAACUCUACCAAAAUUGAGCCCACAAUUGAAACGUCUUGAUUUGGGAGGAAAUAGCAUUGGAAACGAAGGUGCUGCAGCCCUAAGUGACGCCAUUUUGAAGAUGAACUCUAAAAGCAUGACCAUCAAAUCUGUGAAUUUAGAAAAUAAUUUGAUUGGUUUUGAAGGAACAAGUUUACUAAGCAAAAUUUUGGAAAAAGAAUUGUUGGAAGAAUUAAUGUUUGGAGGCAAUCGUUUGGGUAUCAAUGGUUUGCAAUGUUUGGCAAAAACAGGAAAACAAGACUUCCCCGAGUUGGAAAUUAUUUCCAAGUAG